Messenger RNA from Boleophthalmus pectinirostris (great blue-spotted mudskipper), 843 nucleotides. RefSeq names its product basic helix-loop-helix family, member a9 (gene bhlha9). NCBI's taxonomy places the organism in Eukaryota, Metazoa, Chordata, Actinopteri, Gobiiformes, Gobiidae. Gene Ontology annotation, molecular function: protein dimerization activity; RNA polymerase II transcription regulatory region sequence-specific DNA binding; DNA-binding transcription factor activity, RNA polymerase II-specific. The record is from RefSeq and is a predicted model, not a curated record. Gene Ontology annotation, biological process: developmental process; regulation of transcription by RNA polymerase II.
AUGAGCUGCAGCAGUGUGGCCGGCUCAGAGUUCUCUGAGGAAGAGUUGGAACUGUGCACUUUGGGCCAAGGUGAAGACGAGGGAAGUCCUAAAGGAUCCUUCCAGGACAGUGAGAGCUCCACCAGCCCCAGUGAAGCAGAAGAAGGUCAGACCAAGAAACGCAACCGCCCGGUGCGCUCCAAAGCUCGGAGGAUGGCAGCUAAUGUCCGUGAGCGUAAACGUAUCAUGGACUACAACCAGGCCUUCAACGCCCUCAGGGUUGCCCUGAACCAUGACCUCAGUGGAAAACGCCUAUCCAAGAUCGCCACUCUACAGAAAGCCAUCAACCGCAUCUCUGCACUGUCUGUGUACUUAAGCUCCAAUCCACCGAGUAAACCCUGCAGUCACCGUGAGUGUAACCGUGGCACAGGGGCCCCUCGCACGGAGCAGAGCCGGGCCCCUGGGCCCCGAGUGGAGCAGCAGAAUUACGUCCCCUGGCACAUGCCCAUGCCCCAUCAGAGGGCACAGCCAGGGUCUCACCUGCACAGGUUAUCUGCUGAGCCUCACAUCUACAUGGACACCUCAGGGUCCUCGUGCCCUCCAUCCCCGCACUACCCCUGCUAUCCUCCAGAGGCACAGCUCUACUCCACACACGGACACUGUGGAAGCCCCCAUGAGCACCCCCCCAGCCCCCUCAGGUACUCACAACCUGGGGAAGGCCUGGGCUACCAGUCUGCAGUCUGGGCCUCCUGUACACAAGGAUACAUAGAUCAGUUUGUAGAACCAGCGCCGGGACUUCACUGGCCUGUGGGCUACCUGCAGGAGCCUGAUCACAGCCUGUCACUGUGCACAGAGAUACUUUAA